AUGUCCUCGAAUUGCCGUGCCUGCGGCAGACGUGGUCACUGGAAAGCUGAAUGCCCGUACAGAACUGGAUCAAAUCGAUCAGUUGGUUCAUCAGCCGCCAGCACUGCACCCACCACCACCGUGGUGACGGAGGGGAAUGCCGUUGCUGCCAGUCAGAGUUUGCCCAUGGAGUUCAUGCAGCUGCCCGAAGUGAAUGAGUCCGCCAUUGAUGAGGACGCCAGUGCCAUGACAAAGGGUCGGAUGACUGAUAGUGAGAGAACAGAGUUAGGAUCCGUAGAAGCCAGCCGAGACCAGAACCGUCUGUCCGGCACCACUGUCAGUUCCAGCACAGAAAAACCAGGUAUUUCAGAUACAAUCAAUCUGUCUGCAGCCGUGCUUUUUGCCACACAUAGCUCCCUCGGAGUGCUGGAUCUGGGGGCAACCAAGACGGUCAUAGGCAGUGAACAUGCCAACAUCGAUUGCCACAACCAGAGGCUGUCAAGCCCAUGGUUCAAGAAUCCAGUGCCACUUCAGUUGACCAACAAAGGACUCUUUCUCGUUGAUUUGAAUGACAUGCUUCAAGCGGCCGACAGUACCAAUCCAAAGUCCUCCAAAGUGUCUGCGAAGACCGGCACUUGUCAUGAGACUUUUGCAUCCGAGGAAACAGAUCCUGUGAACGCACCGAGUCUUGCAGUCAUGUCGAUGAGCCAGCGUUUGAGCAAGCUGUACCAGGAAGUGACCGUGAAAGGGGAGGACCUGUCACACCUAACACUGGAGGAGCUCUCAGCCGAGAAGAUCAAGUUUGGGGAGAAACAUCAAGGAGCCACCAUGGAACAUGUCUGGCGAACCGACCCCGAAUGGAUCCGGUUCAUGGUGAAUCGAUACGAAACCAGUGUCAAGCCAGAACAUCAACGUCUCAUGAAGUUCGUGGAAUUGAAACUGAAAUAUCACGAGGAGAAUCAGCUCCCAGUGAGAGUUCCCAAGGCCAAGAGCACGGCAGCUCCAAUGACCAGCCGCCGUCAGCCCAAGUGCAAGGCAGCGCCUCGCACUCCAAUCGAGGUGGACGAGGCCGAGAUCUCAGACCUCCAACUCAUCGAGAGCGAUGCCACAUGGGAAAACAUGUCACAUAGAGACGUCCAACCCGGAGACUAUGCCCCUGACGGAUCUGAACCAGCAGCAUGCGGAGGAGUUUCAAGCUCUGCAGACGCGCAUGCUCAAUAUGGAGAAUGCCCUGAGCCGAGUGAUCCGACACUUGGAGGAUCAGGCGAACGACUCCAUCCAGGAGAAUUGAUGUGUCAAGAUGAAGAUCAGGUGUAUCUGACCAUGAAUGCUGACAUGAAAAAGUUUCACAGAUUGGUUCAGCAAUUUCAAGAGGAAUUAGAUGUUCAAGUUGCCACCAUGUCACCAAUGGGUACCCGCAUAACCCUGGCUGAAGUGUUUUGCAGUGAUGACUCCCCCUUGACACAUCAAGUAAAGGCCCAGGGCGGCAGCUGUUUUCGAUUUGGAUUGUCGCAAGGAGAUCUUGCGCAGGCAGAUGGCCGUGCCAAAUUGUUUAAGCAGCUAGCAGUGCGUCGUCCCCGAAACAUUUGGUAUAGCCCAGACUGCGGACCUUGGUCAUCAUGGUCGUAUCUCAAUUCCUCGAAGUCCAUGGAAUCCCAGGAAAAAUACCAGGAGUUAAGACAUAACCUGAUGUAUCAACUUGCCCUCGGAAUUGUGCUGUUUCGCCACCAGGUGUCUCAAGGAAUGCACUUCCACUGGGAACAACCGGCCAGAUCCCUCAUGCUGCAAUUUCCAGGAAUGGCCGAAGUGUAUCAGUAUACGCAGACAUGCCAAUUUGACAUGUGCAAUGCUGGAGACCUCAAGGAUCCAUCAAAUGGAAUGCCAAUGGAAAAGGGGAUGAAUGUAGUUACUACUUCAAAGACAAUAUACCUAUUACUACAUGGGAGAGUUUGUCGGGGUAACCAUUCUCACCAAUCAAUAGCAGGGUCUUUCACAACACCUCAGGGAACAGUUUUGCGCAGUCGAUACACCGAAGUGUAUCCCCGAAAGUUUGCAAGAGAGGUAGCCAGAGCCAUGAUGCACAACCACCGUGACAGGCCGUUCAAUUGGCAAGUAGCCUUUUCCCACAUGUGUCAAGAGACUGAUGCCGAAAUCCAUGUUCUUACCAAGUUCCGACAGAAAACCAAGUUUGUCAGAUCCGAAUUGAUCACACCAUCCUCCAGGGAUGACCAUGUCAAACGUCGACGGUUGGGAAAACAAAGCGAGGACCACCACCUUGAAGAUUAUCAGAACCUCAUGACCGAAAUCAAUCAGAUCAUUCCCAGGGUUGGUAAGAGUGUUAUACAAGAACCUAAUAUCUUGGAGAAACUUCAGCAAAUGUUUCAUGACCAAAAGAUCAUUCAUGUGAUUGCCUGUCGAGGAACCGACCGAACCCUAGGUCCACCAAAGGGGAUGCAUCCAGAGGAAGCACCUCUCCGGAAAAGUUUAUCCUUGAAAGGGGAACAGGAACAAUCAAGUAUGAAAAGGACUGGGAAAAAUGGGUUCACCUUGCCAACCGCCAGUUGA
This is a messenger RNA of Cladocopium goreaui, 2544 nucleotides long. The record is from the annotation of a GenBank genome assembly. Lineage: Eukaryota; Dinophyceae; Suessiales; Symbiodiniaceae.